Messenger RNA from Phyllopteryx taeniolatus (common seadragon), 1092 nucleotides. RefSeq names its product zinc finger protein 239-like. The transcript is spliced from 3 exons. The record is from RefSeq and is a predicted model, not a curated record. Gene Ontology annotation, biological process: regulation of transcription by RNA polymerase II. Lineage: Eukaryota; Metazoa; Chordata; Actinopteri; Syngnathiformes; Syngnathidae. Gene Ontology annotation, cellular component: nucleus. Gene Ontology annotation, molecular function: RNA polymerase II cis-regulatory region sequence-specific DNA binding; DNA-binding transcription activator activity, RNA polymerase II-specific. The coding region runs from base 1 to 1092 and encodes 363 amino acids.
AUGGAGGAAGACAAUUCAUCUGUGACAGAUCACUCCUCAGACGAAAGUGACGCAGCCUUCGACAUUGAGUAUGUCGUAGAAUCGGAUACCUCCACUGAUCCUGAGGAUGACAAAAAGCCCAAGAAAAAGGAAGGGAAGAGCCACCCUUGCACCGUUUGCGACAAAAUAUUUGACAGGCUUUCCAAACUUAACAGACUUUCACAGAAGAAGAGAAACUGUUACGACACCAGGAUUCCCACAACCGGAAAAAGGAGCAGCCCGUGCCCCGACUGCGAUAAAGUGUUCAACAACCCUUCCAGGCUAUUGCGGCAUCAACGCGUCCACACCAGGAAACCAAAGGUGCCCCACCAGUGUUCCUUCUGCUCCAGGACAUUCGAUAAACUGUCCAAGCGUAUCCGUCACGAACGAAUGCACACGGGCGAGAGGCCUUUCACCUGCUCCUUCUGUAAGAAGGGAUUCUCCGAGAUGGGUCACUGCAAAGCUCACGAAAAGAAGACGCACCAUGACAAUCCGGAGAAGCCCCACCGCUGCCCCGACUGCGACAUGUCCUUCUUCAGGGCCUCUGAACUCGGUCGACACCAGCGCACGCACACUCGGGAGAAACCUUUUCAGUGCAGCGAUUGUGGCAUCACCUUCGCCAGUUCCGAGAAUCUCAAGAGACACAUGAGGAGCCACACGGGCGAGCGGCCGUAUGUCUGCAUCACUUGCAGCAAGGGAUUUUACUCCCGUCAGGAUUUAAACAUUCACUUGCUGAUCCACUCAGGAGAAAAGCCCCACCUGUGCCCCGUGUGCGGCAAAGGGUUUGCACACCUGGGCAACAUGAAGGAGCACGAGAAGAACGUCCACGCAAAGUCCAGCAAGUACGUUUGCAACAAAUGCGGGGCCACAUUCACCUGGUACAAGUCUCUGAACCUGCACCAGCGGGUGCACACUGGGGAGAGGCCUUAUCUCUGCCUGCCGUGCGGUCGCAGCUUUUCCUGGCGUCACUGCCUGAGCAACCACCGCAGGACUCAGGCUCACAAGCAGAUGUUGAGCAACGCGGCCAAAAGCCUAGAAGAUUUUCAAGAGCUCGUUGAGGAUCAAUGCAGUUGA